GGUAGGACCACCCAUCAUUUCUGACAGUCCCUGAAUCUAAGACCAAGAUAUUUCUGAACAGUUCUGUUCAGCUUCUUAAGGAGAGGAACUUGGAGACUUUGUAACAAGGAAAGCAUGGGGUCGAUAGCAAAGCAGUACUUGAUUCAGCUUCAGCGACAUCCAUUGAGAACUAAGGCACUCACAGCUGGGUUUUUGUCAGCGAUCAGUGAUAUAGCGUCUCAGAAGCUCACAGGGAUUCAGAAACUUCAAUUAAGAAGGCUUGUUCUCAAAGUGCUUUUUGGAGUUGCUUAUCUUGGACCAUUUGGGCAUUUCCUGCAUUUAUUACUGGACAAAAUUUUCAAGGGGAAGAAAGAUAACAAAACUGUAGCCAAGAAGGUACUAGUGGAACAAUUGACAUCUUCUCCUUGGAAUAACUUGAUUUUCAUGCUUUACUUUGGGCUAGUUGUGGAGGGAAGACCAUGGAUGCAUGUGAAAAGUAAAAUUAAGAAGGACUUUCCGGCAGUGCAGUACACAGCAUGGACGUUUUGGCCUGUUCUGGGGUGGAUAAAUCACCAGUAUGUACCACUCCAAUUUCGUGUCAUCUUCCAGAGCUUGGUUGGGUUUUGCUGGGGAAUAUUCCUAAAUUUACAAGCAAGAUCUGUGGCAUUACCAAAGGCCAAGUGAAAAGAAUAACUUUUUAGUCAGCCUCAAGGUUGUUCGUGCUCCCCAUGAUUUACAUGUAGUUUUAGCUCACGAUGGUCUCUCUUCAGCAAUCAUGAACUCUAUGAAUAAGUGAUGGAUCCCAUUUUCUUGUAUGCAGCAGUUUGCUAAAAAUGUGUGAUCCUGCCUCCUAUCCAUUCAUAAUUUCAACUAUAUUAUUGCACAUCUAUCUGUGAUUAUGUAAUUUUUUUAACUAGACAACUUUGCUUUGAAUUUGACUGAAUGCAAUCAAAGAGAUACUGCAAAAGCUGCAUAUUGCUUA
Messenger RNA from Rosa rugosa (rugosa rose), 961 nucleotides. RefSeq names its product peroxisomal membrane protein PMP22-like. The record is from RefSeq and is a predicted model, not a curated record. Lineage: Eukaryota; Viridiplantae; Streptophyta; Magnoliopsida; Rosales; Rosaceae. Gene Ontology annotation, cellular component: membrane; cytoplasm. Bases 115 to 663 code for a protein of 182 amino acids. The transcript is spliced from 7 exons.